AAGUUGGGUUUACGUUUGAAUUUGACAAGUUGUGUGACGUAUUGUUUACGUAUUGUUGACGUACCAAGAAUCAAGAUGUUUAGCGAUGCUGAUACUGUGGUAUUGAAGGGCAGUCCAGAAAUUGACUGGCAACUCCUUGCAACCUCGCUUCAAAAAGCUGGGGUGAAACAUCUCGAUUUCAAAAAGAUGAAAGUCUACAAUGAUGAGGAGACUAACACGUUGAUGUUCGACCGUUGUGUGAAAGCUCUCAGCAAUGUAGAUUCGCUUGAGAAAUUGGAUAUUUGUCGAUGCAAAUCGGAAUUUGUUGAAAGGAUAGCUGCUGUCUGCAGACAGUUGGAGUACAUAACAACUGGAUCCAUCAAUGGAAGUGGAAUUGAUUUGUCACACUUCAGUACAAAUUUAAUACAAUUAAAGCUUAAAGGUGAGGGGAAUGGGUUGACUAUAACCAAUGUGCCUGCACUAUUGAAUAUGCACAGAUUAAAGGAGCUGGGAUCCAUCUUCAAGAUUAUGCCGUUGGGGAUUAUUAUUAUCCGAGUUUGAUUAUGAAGUUGUACACAGAAGAGGAUGUCAAAAUUUACAAGCAGAUAAGAGUCAUGAUGCUAUUUUUAGUGGUCAUUUGGGAAUACA
This is a messenger RNA of Homalodisca vitripennis (glassy-winged sharpshooter), 627 nucleotides long. RefSeq lists its product as uncharacterized. Bases 76 to 540 code for a protein of 154 amino acids. The record is from RefSeq and is a predicted model, not a curated record. The transcript has 5 exons. Lineage: Eukaryota; Metazoa; Arthropoda; Insecta; Hemiptera; Cicadellidae.